Messenger RNA from Dioszegia hungarica, 1746 nucleotides. RefSeq names its product chaperonin Cpn60/TCP-1 family. Gene Ontology annotation, biological process: apoptotic mitochondrial changes; mitochondrial unfolded protein response; protein refolding. The record is from RefSeq and is a predicted model, not a curated record. Gene Ontology annotation, molecular function: ATP binding; ATP-dependent protein folding chaperone; protein-folding chaperone binding. The transcript has 5 exons. Lineage: Eukaryota; Fungi; Basidiomycota; Tremellomycetes; Tremellales; Bulleribasidiaceae. Gene Ontology annotation, cellular component: mitochondrial matrix; mitochondrial inner membrane. The coding region runs from base 1 to 1746 and encodes 581 amino acids.
AUGCUCGCUGCUGCCCGAUCCCGCGCUGCUCUCCCCCGCCCUGCAAGGCUCCUCCAGUCCGUCGCUCCCGCUCAGAGGCGGUGGGCGAGCAAGGACGUCAUCUUUGGCAACGAUGCCCGGCAGGGCAUGUUGAGGGGUGUGGACAUCCUCGCGAAGGCUGUUAGCGCUACUCUUGGACCCAAGGGCCGGACUGUCAUCAUUGGCCAAAGUUUCGGUGGACCAAAAAUCACCAAGGACGGUGUUUCGGUGGCCAAGUCGAUCACCCUCAAGGACCCCGUAGAGAACCUCGGAGCUCGUCUCGUACAAGACGUCGCAUCCAAGACAAACGACACCGCCGGUGAUGGAACCACUACCGCCACUGUUCUCGCCCGUGCGAUCUACUCGGAAGGUGUCAAGAACGUCGCUGCUGGUUGCAACCCCAUGGACCUGCGCCGAGGGUCGCAGAAGGCGGUAGAGAAAGUGCUCGAGAUCCUGGAGGCGAACAAGCGGGAUAUCACCACCUCGGAGGAGAUCGCACAGGUUGCCACUAUCUCUGCCAACGGCGACCACCACGUCGGGUCCAUCAUCGCCCAGGCGAUGGAGAAGGUCGGCAAGGAGGGUGUCAUCACGGUCAAGGAGGGCCGGACGAUCGAGGACGAGAUCGAGAUCACCGAGGGUAUGCGGUUCGACCGCGGAUUCCUCUCCCCCUACAUGAUCACGGACGCCAAGAACCAGCGUGUUGAGCUCGAGAAGCCCUUCAUCCUCCUCUCCGAGAAGAAGAUCUCGGCUCUCCAGGACAUCCUCCCUUCCCUCGAAAUUGCUGCCCAGACCCGGCGCCCUCUGCUCAUCAUUGCCGAGGACGUCGACGGGGAGGCGCUUGCCGCCAUCAUCCUCAACAAGCUCCGUGGACAGCUGUCGGUCUGCGCCGUCAAGGCACCCGGCUUCGGUGACAACCGGAAAUCCAUCCUCGGGGACAUUGCGAUCCUUACGGGCGGUACGGUCUUUACGGACGAGCUGGACGUCAAGCUCGAGAAGGCCACUCCGGAGCUUUUCGGUUCGACCGGCUCGGUGACUAUCACCAAGGAGGACACCAUCAUUCUCAACGGCUCGGGCGACAAGGACUCGAUCACUGCUCGGUGUGAGCAGAUCCGGGGCGUCAUUAGCGAUGCCACCACCUCGGACUAUGACAAGACCAAGCUCCAGGAGCGUCUUGCCAAGCUGAGCGGUGGUGUGGCGGUCAUCAAGGUGGGAGGGAGCUCCGAGGUGGAGGUUGGGGAGAAGAAGGACAGGUACGACGAUGCCUUGAACGCGACGAGGGCGGCUGUCGAGGAGGGGAUUGUUCCGGGUGGAGGAACUGCUCUGCUCAAAGCAUCCCUCGCACUCGAGAACCUCGCCGUCGACAACUUCGACCAAAAGCUCGGCGUCACCAUUAUCCGCAACGCCAUCCUCCGUCCCGCACGCACCAUCGUCGAGAACGCAGGCGAGGAGGGCUCCGUCGUAGUCGGCAAGCUCCUUUCCGACUAUGCCUCGGCCGACAAGUUCAACUGGGGCUACGACUCGGCGACGAGCCAGUACCGGGAUAUGAUCUCGGCCGGUAUCCUCGACCCGCUCAAGGUCGUCCGGACGGCGUUGGUGGAUGCCUCGGGGGUGGCAAGUCUGUUGACGACGAGCGAGGCGUGCGUGGUGGAUUCCGAGGAGAAGGGACCGCCUGCGGGUAUGGGUAUGGGCGGGAUGGGAGGCAUGGGCGGAAUGGGCGGGAUGAUGUGA